Molecule: messenger RNA, 2151 nt
Organism: Thalassophryne amazonica
Lineage: Eukaryota; Metazoa; Chordata; Actinopteri; Batrachoidiformes; Batrachoididae
Product: melanophilin-like
Exons: 15
Coding region: 45-1748 (567 amino acids)
Biological process (GO): intracellular protein transport
Cellular component (GO): cortical actin cytoskeleton
Molecular function (GO): myosin binding; small GTPase binding; actin binding
Source: RefSeq, a predicted model, not a curated record
GCCUUAUACAAGAGCAGAAGUGUGAGCCCAUCAGUUUUCCCAUCAUGCCUGGCACCACUGAGGGCCAGAAACUGGAUCUUUCCAAACUCACUGAUGAAGAGGCUCAACAUGUGUGGGAAGUCGUCCAGCGAGAUUUUGACCUGAGGAAGAAAGAAGAAGACAGACUUGGAUCUCUAAAGACCAAGAUUGAGAAAGAAGACACCAAGAGAGAACUGCUGGCUAACCAGAGCAGCCUGACUGAUUCUUACUGUAUUCGCUGCCUCCAACCCUUUAAGUUCCUGGUCAGCAACAAGCGUCAGUGUCUGGACUGCCGCCUCUUCAUCUGCCAGUCUUGUAGCCGCUACAACAUCAAAGAGCAUGGCUGGGUGUGUGAUCCCUGUCGCAUGGCCAGGGUACUUAAAAUCGGCACUUUGGAGUGGUACCAUGAAAACGUCCGGUCCCGAUUCAAGCGGUUUGGAAGUGCCAAGGUGAUGCGAUACCUCUUCAAAAGGCUGAACAGAGAGCACAGGUCCUCUCAGAGUGACAAUGGAGAUCCCAGUGAAUAUGACACAGAGAGCAUGCCUGAGCUCCACAGUGAAAGUGAUCCAAACAAAACGGAGGCGGCAAACUCAGAACACAACAAAAGGAUGAAAAAGAAAAAACGGCGCCUAACUGUCCACCCUUUUGAUUUUGAUCUGGACUCUGACUACUCCAUGGACUCCAGAGGGCAGUCUUUUCAGGAUGCCUGCUCCCUGGACAUCAUGGAUGGAGGUGUGAGGGAGUCAGCAAUCGCUGCAGCAGAUGACUCUGUUUUCCACGGGAUUUUGGAAGAUCAGCACAAAGACAACCUUCAGUACUCAGACAACCGGACAGUUCCAUUUCCUUACUCCCUUUCUCAACUCAGUCAGUCGUCGUAUGGGAGCGGAAGCGUUGGAGGCCACAAUAGUGGCCCUGAUGACUCUGAGGUGGAGGACUACUCCCAGCAUUACCCACCUCAUCACUUCUAUCAGGGAUCCUGCAGCCACACUUCACAGGAGAGCCUGAAUUCAUUGGUCUCAUCUUCGCAGAUCACUGACCUGAGCAGACGCAUGUCAGCCAUGGAGACUAUGUUGACCCGCUUAGAGCAGGUCACCUCGACAGAUGACCAGACUCCUCAGGCUUCUGAGACUCCAGGCAGCACCUCCCCUUUCCCACAGUGGGACAACGUGGACCAGGAAGAGCAGCAGCUGCAGCAGAAGCUGAACGAGAUGACCAACAACAUUAGUGACCGCAGCCUAACCUCUGAGGAGGAUGAAUCAGAUCAGCCAGACUCCUUCCACCAGACACCAGAAUUCAUAUCAGAGAAAAACAAGGAUCCGCACACUGACUCGUGCAAGAUGGGCCAUUCAACAGAAAGUCUGGACAGCAAGUGGCUCCCCACUGAGGAGGGAUCAGCAGCAAACCUACGAGGACCAGCAGCCUUACUCUUCGAGCUGGAAGACAAGAUAGCUCAAACGGCGGCCGACGUUCAGAACGCCCAGAGUGAGGUCUCGGACAUAGAGAACAGGAUUGCUGCUCUAAAUGCUGCUGGCAUGUCAGUGGAUAAAAGCCGAAAAAGGUCAGCAAUCCCGAUCCCAUCGAGAAAGCUCACCCACAACUUUCCCACAAGCCAAGUGGAGAUGUUUGCAAGAAACUCAAUCUACAGGGGCUCCCUGACCCAGAGAAACCCAACAGCCAAGCCCAAGAAGAAGAUCACCUGUGCGAAACCAGUUAUGACGCACAUCUCAUGAUCAGGUUGCCGACUGUUGUGUGAAGGAAGAUUUAAGCUUCAGUUUAUUUUUAUCUAAGAUUUGUCUUGGAUUAGUCCUGGGAGUGAAGUGCUCAAAUGUAUGUGAUGUUAUUUUACCAAACGGUAUCUAUGGUACAUGUAUGUGCUGUAUCCACUGCUCAUCAUCCUCAAGGUUUUUGUGCUCUUCUCAUCUAUACCAGUGGAACAUAUAAAUAAAUGAAAGGCAUCAGAGGGCUGAUGAGCACCCUGGAUGCUCCACACGUCACAAUAUAAAGGUACAAGCAAUGAAUCUGUCAGUCCAUGGUGGUGUUUGACUUCAUAAUGACUUCAUUGACUUCAAUGACGUCAUUAUGAAGUCACUUAUACAAUCAAUCACAAAUAUUUUGUUGAUCAAUAUAUGCUUC